Helianthus annuus (common sunflower) is the source of this 516-nucleotide messenger RNA. Its product is annotated as ethylene-responsive transcription factor ERF109. The record is from RefSeq and is a predicted model, not a curated record. Gene Ontology annotation, molecular function: DNA-binding transcription factor activity; DNA binding. The coding region runs from base 1 to 516 and encodes 171 amino acids. Gene Ontology annotation, biological process: ethylene-activated signaling pathway; regulation of DNA-templated transcription. The transcript has a single exon. NCBI's taxonomy places the organism in Eukaryota, Viridiplantae, Streptophyta, Magnoliopsida, Asterales, Asteraceae.
AUGAACAACCCCUCAGUAAUCCCAAAAGCCGCAGACGUGAACUCCAUAAUGGUUUCAGCACUCAGCCAUGUUAUAAGUGGCCGCGGCGACGACGUCGGGUCAAGCGGUUAUUUGAAUCUCCCGGAGCAAGAAGUAUGCCGCCAGUGUGGAAUGCGAACUCCAGACUGUUUAGGGUGUGAGUUUUUCAACGCUGGCAGCAGAGAAGAGAGCAGAAGGCGAAAGAAGGAGUAUAGAGGGAUUAGUUUACGGCCAUCCGGAAAUUGGGCAGCAGAGAUAAUGGUUCCUGGGAAAGAGCGGAAGUGGCUUGGGACUUUCGGGACUGCGGAAGAGGCCGCUAAAGCUUACGACAGGGCCAGCAUUCGUUAUAGAGGGAAGUCGGCUAAGACCAACUUUCCGGUGGAGGAGUACCCGGAGGAGGUUCAACUAGAAGAAAGUGGUCAAGCUGGAGUGAUGGAGGCUUUUAAAUCUAGGAAACCGUCUAGAAACUCCAAAAAACAGGGGCCUCAAAAUUUUUAA